UCUUUCUCCUUCUCUUAUUCCCUCCCGGCUUCUCCUUCCUUCUCCUUCUCCUCUCCACGGGGCUGGAUGCGCUCCGGAGGGGAAGGCGCGCCGCAAUCUCCCUCCAGAGGAGCCUCAAGGGGCCCUUGGCGGCAAUACAGCUGGACUGAAAAGCCAGGAGCAACGGCAAGAGCGUCCCUUUAAAAUGCUGGAGCUCAGUGGAAAGAUGGGGUCUGAAUUGUUAGCAUCAUGGCUACAAGUGCUGUUCCAAGUGAAAACCUCCCUACAUACAAGCUGGUAGUGGUUGGGGACGGAGGUGUGGGAAAGAGUGCCCUCACCAUUCAGUUUUUCCAGAAGAUAUUUGUGCCAGACUAUGACCCAACCAUUGAAGAUUCAUACCUGAAGCAUACAGAAAUAGAUGGGCAAUGGGCAAUUCUGGAUGUCCUAGAUACUGCAGGCCAAGAAGAAUUCAGCGCAAUGAGAGAGCAGUACAUGAGGACAGGGGAUGGGUUCCUUAUAGUCUAUUCAGUCACAGAUAAAGCCAGCUUUGAGCACGUGGACAGAUUUCAUCAACUUAUUCUCCGAGUCAAAGACAGAGAAUCUUUUCCAAUGAUUUUAGUGGCCAACAAAGUUGAUCUAAUGCAUUUGAGAAAAAUCACUCGGGAACAAGGAAAGGAAAUGGCAGCAAAGCACAAUAUUCCAUAUAUAGAAACCAGUGCUAAGGACCCCCCACUAAAUGUUGACAAAGCUUUCCAUGAUCUUGUUCGUGUAAUCAGGCAACAAGUCCCAGAGAAAAGUCAGAAGAAAAAGAAAAAGACAAAAUGGCGAGGAGAUAGAACAGCCACUUCCCACAAACUACAGUGUGUGAUUUUGUGACCUGCCUCUUCCUUGUUUUGCUGUAUUCAUUCCAACUUGAACCUAAUUUGAACUAAAAGAAGAAAACCAGCCCUUGAAACACCGUCAGUGUUAACAUUUCAAGAACAGUGGUUCGUGCACUGGGGGGGGGAGCCUUGACAAGAAGCAGGGCCUCAGGCAUUUCUUGAAGCUCGGCCAAAUGACUGCUUGGCAAAUGGUGAAGGAUGGUUUAUAGAAGGGGGGACAUGUGCCCUGGGAAAGAAGGGAGCAAAACUUAGGACUGGAGUUUUAUGAAUGUCGACCAUCUCAAAAAUCUUUAUUUUGUAAUAGGGAGGGAGGGGGUAUGAGCUAACAGGCCAAGAUUUCUAAGCAUGGCUCAUUUCUAAACAGUGAGAACUGACUAGAUUUUGUACAGUGGGGGGGGGGGUAAGUACUUCCUUGCUCAGCCAGCAACUGAGAAAGAAAUACAGUGGGAUUUGUGUUUUGUUUUGUUUUUUCGUGCACUGGACAGUCCCAGAUAUAGUCAGUAAUGCCAAACUGCAACUUUAUAUGAAAAAGUACAUAGGUUUGAAGCAAGAAAAUGAAUUCCAGCUGCUCUGGGGACUCCAGACAUUGUGUCAGAGGCUGGAGAGGAGCCAGCUCUCCAUCUGUAAAAACGCCAGCAAAGAGGAUGCAGGAAUGGGGUUGGUUAGUUGGUUGGUUGGUUGUCCUUGUCCUUGUUGUUAAUCGCAAGGGAGGUGGGGUAUAAUUUUGUCUUGUCUUGUCUUGUCUUGUUUUAUUAGCAUGUCAAGGCUGUCGUGUGGGAGGGGAGGAAGGGGUAGCCAUUUUGCUAAUCCUGAAAAUAUUUAAAUUAAACAUUAUUUACAAAAUG
Molecule: messenger RNA, 1705 nt
Organism: Sceloporus undulatus (fence lizard)
Lineage: Eukaryota; Metazoa; Chordata; Lepidosauria; Squamata; Phrynosomatidae
Gene: MRAS
Product: muscle RAS oncogene homolog
Exons: 7
Coding region: 229-855 (208 amino acids)
Biological process (GO): signal transduction
Cellular component (GO): plasma membrane
Molecular function (GO): GTP binding; GTPase activity; GDP binding
Source: RefSeq, a predicted model, not a curated record